UUCAGAAUUAUUCAAAACUAUUUGUGGUUGGUUUGGGUGGACAAGACAGCUCCCACCCACAGCUAGAACUGGACUUGAUCUAGUAGCAGUUUAGUAGGAACGAGAAACCCUUCCUUCUUGUUUGACAGAUUUUUUUUUCUUUUGUUUGUUGUCCAUAGGGACUUAGGUGAAAGACUUAUUUUUACUUUCAUUUUUCACUCUCUGCAGUUGGCUUUUCUCAGGAGUUGGGGAAUCACACAACAUGCAAUCCAGUGUAGAGCUCUCCUAAGGAUUUCUGUAGCUGAAAAGUGUGACUGCUAUUCACAAACAGCACAGAAAGGAACGUUUGCCACUUGGAUUUAAUACUUCAUAAAGGACGCAGAAACGUUUAUUUUCAUCAUGAACAUGUCAGAUGCCACUAGAGUAGACCCAGCUUAUGCUGGAGUCUUUGGCUGCAUCAUGGUGAUUGGUCUGCCUCUCAACGUUGCAUCACUAUGGAUUCUUCUUCGCCGCCACAGCCUCAAAUCACCCAACGCCGUCUUCAUGGUCAACCUGGCAAUCUCGGACCUGUUACUUGUCUUCACUUUGCCCAUGAGGGUCUACUUUAAUGCCACAGGCAAAUGGACCCUGCCCAAUGAGGUUUGCCUAAUCAUCACAAUGUUCUUUCGCACCAACAUCCGCUCCAGUGCCUCCUUCAUCACCUUCAUCAGCAUGGACCGACUGCUGGCUGUGGUUUAUCCUCUGAGGUCACGCCAUCUUCGGACCUCAUCCAACGCCUGGAAAGGAGCUGCACUCAUCUGGCUGAUUUUGCUUGUGGUAAAUAUCCCAGAAAGUGUGGAUUUUCUGAAACAUUUAAAUAAUCAUACUGCUGUGACCAAUCAGUACAAAUGUUUUGAGUCUUAUGAUGCUAAUGACUGUCCUUUGAAGGGAACACGAUUAGGAGUUAUUCACUUUCAGAUUGUAAUACUGGUCACGAUGCUGUCAGUCAAUCUUGUGUGCACCGUGAUGGUGUUCAGGGCACUACACAGACACCUCAGUGGUGACUCAGCAAUGUUCAACAACAAGAUGAAUGUCAUGCUGAUUUUUGCCAUCAACUUGUUUUUGUAUGCUAUAUUCUUACCUGUGCCAAUAGCUAUGGCCACAAAUUGUGCCCAUGUCAAGCCACUGGUAUGUCUUACUGUUCUGAACUGCUGUCUGGAUCCUCUGUUGUAUUACUUUUCUUUUGACUCCUUCUGGAAGAAAAAAGAGGAUGUUGUUGUGAAAAUGGAGGGCUUGCUACAAACAUAGAGGAAGAAUUUAUAGCAUGAUACUAGAAACAGAGAUACAGCUAUCCACGUCACACACUGUACAGGCCUUUUAAUGCAGCUGUUUUUUUAAAUAAAUAUGUUGAAUAUACUUUUUUAAAAUCAUGCUGUAGACCUGUUUGUUUGUUUGUUUGUCUUUUGAGCUCCUUGACAUCUGUGUAUUUAGACAUGCAUGGUUCACAGGGCAGCCACUACAAACAUAUGAUUUUAUAGAAUAUGAGGCAUCACCAGAGAUUAAACAACUUAUACAAAACAUUUCAGAUGAGCUCGACCCUAAACUUCUACAGCAGUGAUAUUGAGCCAUGUAACACUGAUGGGAAGCAUCUUUUCAGCUCAAGUGUAAGAGGAAGUUGCAUGUAAAAAGGGCAUUAAGUAUAAAAUAAACUUAAAUUACAUCAUUAACUGCAAAUACUGAGCUGAGCCACCAAGUUUCCUGUUUCAUUUCAGA
Archocentrus centrarchus (flier cichlid) is the source of this 1731-nucleotide messenger RNA. Its product is annotated as lysophosphatidic acid receptor 6-like. Lineage: Eukaryota; Metazoa; Chordata; Actinopteri; Cichliformes; Cichlidae. Gene Ontology annotation, molecular function: lysophosphatidic acid receptor activity. Bases 379 to 1266 code for a protein of 295 amino acids. Gene Ontology annotation, biological process: phospholipase C-activating G protein-coupled receptor signaling pathway; positive regulation of Rho protein signal transduction. The record is from RefSeq and is a predicted model, not a curated record. Gene Ontology annotation, cellular component: plasma membrane. The transcript has 2 exons.